Molecule: messenger RNA, 1755 nt
Organism: Theobroma umbraticum
Lineage: Eukaryota; Viridiplantae; Streptophyta; Magnoliopsida; Malvales; Malvaceae
Product: Mitochondrial import inner membrane translocase subunit Tim17/Tim22/Tim23 family protein
Biological process (GO): protein insertion into mitochondrial inner membrane
Cellular component (GO): TIM22 mitochondrial import inner membrane insertion complex
Molecular function (GO): transmembrane protein transporter activity
Source: RefSeq, a predicted model, not a curated record
UUGUCCGUUUAAGGCAUGAAAAGGAAAUUCAGACAAGGAGAUAAUACAGAGAGUUAGUUUGCUAGCUAGGGAAUCAUCUUUUCUUCAUUGGGCAGACAUCACAAGUAAAGUAAAACAAAGCUCAAGAAUGCUGAGCGAUUAAGGUCCAUUUGAUAAACAGCCAUUCAAAAGGAUGGACUUAGUCGGACAAUAACAAUGGUACUAGGUAUUAUGUUUUUAAAUCUCACGUAGAAAGUAAAAUAGAAAGUCCUAUGCUUGGUGGUAGAUUCAUGACCUAAUAACGUAAAUUUUUGGUUCAUUCUUUAGCACGUAUCCAAGAUCCGAGUCGGCAGUGACAGGCAGGGCAGGCAUUACAAAGAAAGGAGUAGAGUGAGAGCCAGGGUUGCCAUAGGCAAGGGUUCACUAGCGGAGGGCUACAUGAAAAGCUAUCCCUAGCCCCUGGGAGAAGAGGACUGUGUGUUGUCAGAGCCGGAGCUCUCAAAAGUAUAGGCGUACAUCUCCGAUGCAUGGUGGCUUCUUGUAUUGCUUUCAAAUUGAAAAGAAAUCCAUGACUUGAUUGCUCAAGUUUUUCGGCCCAACUGUCCUCAUCUUAAUCCUUAUCGCACAACACACAGUUGUUGUAAUUAACAGUCAAACGAGCUUAAGAAGAAAAGUUAGUACACUAGUUUGUAUAUAGUUAAUAGGGUGAAUCGCUGCAGUAAAAGUUUUACAUAUAUACCACGUUUUGGGCCUAUGCUUUGCUAUGAUACCAGGUCCGAAUCUGACCCAAUAAAACUCCUCCACGGACCCAAUAGAGUCUACUUUCUUCUAGUUUGUUUCGACUUUUGUUCUCCGACCCAACCAAAAGGCAAAUUGUUAGUCAUUCGUCAAAUCUCCCUGCUCCUGUUUAUGAACUCAUCGAACUGAAACUGAUUGAACCCAGAAAAGCUCCAAGCCAGAAAAUGGCAUCCACUACCCAUCAAGGAGAGUCCUCAUCAUCAUCGUUCUCCGAGGACUGGCGGCAUCGUAUAUUGAUCCCAACAAUCCUUGCAGGGGUUGCUGGUGGAGGAGUUGGUUUGGUGUCAAAGCAUCGAAAAGUUCAUGGCCUAGCUAAUAUUUCAGCUACUUAUGCCGCUAAUUUCGCUAUUGUCACUGGCUGCUAUUGUGGAGCACGUGAAUUUGUGAGAGUAACUCGUAAAACGGGACCUGAUGAUCUACUGAACUCUGCAAUUGCUGGAUUUGGUACAGGUGCUCUACUGGGUCGUCUUCAAGGUGGUCAACUUGGUGCUUAUCGCUAUUCGAUCAUCUUUGCUGCUGUUGGAACUGCAGCGGAUUUUGCUGCACUCAAAUUAAGACCUAAAUUACGCAACUUCAGUGAAUCUAUGUUUGACAAGAAUAGUGGUGUGCUUAAGUUGCCAGAAUGGUCUCCUAUACAAGUUCUUGAUGAAGAAGCCCUUGCUGCAAAACAAGCUCGAGAAGAAAAACUCUUUGCACAGAGAGCACUUGGUAAACUAAGUAAAGAAGAAUCCUGACAGUGGGCUAUGAUUCAUGUAUCCUGGUCUUUAAUGCUUAUACAAUUAUCAAUAAUAAUGUUUUUGGAUAGAGCUAGUUCAGCUAUUUGGCAGCUAAUAUUGUCUUUGUUGGGGAUUAAGUUUUGGUUCCCGCUUUUUUUUUUUUGUAAUAUUUUCUGAUCAUCUUGUUAUACUUGCUGUCACCCCGGUGGGAAUUUGUACUAAUGAACUUUGUUCCUAGGCAAAAAUUAGUGUAGGUUACUUA